AACCCAGGAGGUGGAGGUUGCAGUGAGCUGAGAUCGAGCCAUUACACUCCAGCCUGGGCAACAAGAGCAAAACUCUGUUUCAAAAAAAAAAAAAAAAACCAAACAAACAAAAGAAAUGGAACUUUUAAGCAACAUUUGGGGCCCACCUGUCAACGUACAGGUCCUAGCUGUUGAUGGGGUUCUUAGAAACUGCAACUUUAAGGGAAACUGUAUAUCAAAACCAUUUUUUUUCCCCAUCAGUGUUACAGUGAAACAAAGUUAUUCCAAGACCUGCUGCUGUACAUACUUUUGGUAAAAAUCAGUUUCCAAGAACCUAUUGCGGAUGUUAAGAGAGGAGUUACCUUGCCGCGGUGACUCUGGGAGAUGAAGCCAUUUUAUUCCCAUGCUUGUUAACCUUGUGCAGGUGCGGGAAUGCAGGUGGCUGAGUAGGUUAGAUUGAGGACAUUGCAGCACAGCUCUGGUAAAAGAGUGACAUUCUGGAUGAUGGUGAGAAAGGGCCUGCAACCAUAGCAGUGGAACUCAGGUUUGAUAGGCAGGAAAGAAAGUCCGUAUAAUUUGGGAGGUUCUGGUGUCUGCCCGCGGAGGGGAGCUACGUGAAGCUUCUCAGGAUGGGGGUGGGCAUUUCCUGUUACCACUUACAGGACAGCGAACAUUUGCUGUUUCCCUGCACACAUCCCCGCUGAACCCACGCAGUGUCUUGUGAGAGCAGGGAGCGUGUAGACAGCCACUGGGCCCCUCUGCGCCGAGGGCUGCAGUGAUGUGGGAGUGAGAGUGUGGCAGCUUCGGUGCUCAGCCCACUGGAGGGGGACAGUCACUUGCAGAGGUCAUGUCCCCUGUGCCCACUGUGCCGUGUCCACUGUUGCCCCCUCUGGAUAUGCUACCCAGGCGUCUGUGCCUUGGUCUGUACCUUUUAUAUUCUCCAGCAGCGGGCUCCCCUGGUCUCCGGCAUCUGCUUGGCUUGUGGCAAUGGGAUGAAGAGGGUUGGAGGACGGGGAACAGGGUUCCAGAGGUCUGGGGGAAACUGAGGUUGGGUUUCUCUUCCCACGGCUCCCUCCCCACCAGGCUGUGGGAUGGGUGUGGUGCAUCCUCUUCGGCCCCAGCUGCAGUCUUGCUCCCCUUCCACUAGCCUUCUGGGCUCCAGCACCCCUCCCCACCUUACCCGUUCAGACCUAGCAGGCCCUGAUUCCCCAGGGUGGCCAGCACCUGUGAGCUUCCACAUUUCUUGUUCAUGUUCGUUGAGACUAUUCAUCCCUUUGUCAAUAGUCUGCACAUUAACCAAUCCCCCAGUGACCUCAUCUCUUUCGUCAGGAAGCUGGGGCAGAAGCAAUAGGUUAUUUUUAUAGAGCAGGGGUCAGCACACUACCCUCGACCUCUUGGUAAAGUUUCCCUGAAACACAGCUGUGCCCAUUCGCUUACUUGUCCAUGGCUGCUUUUGAGUCCAACACAAAAGCUGUUACUCAAAUUGUUGAUUUGCUGUUCCUCAAAUCAACAGCAGAUUUGAGGAACUGGAACAGAGACCAGAGGGCCUGAAAAGCCUAAAAUAUUUACCAUCUGGCCCUUUAGAGAUUAAGUAUGUUGACCCCAUGGUAUGGAAGCCAGCACAUGGGUUGCUGGCCUGAGGGCCAUCAGGCCUGAAAGGAGCCCUAAGUCUAUUCCUUAUGAAUUGGGUGCCCUUGGCCUACAUACUUUACCUCCCAAACUUCGGUUUCCUCACCUGUGGAAUAAUCAUUGCGCGUAAGUUAUUGUAAGAAUUGCAGUUACCUUUAUCAGCUACUUUUCCAGGAGCUGCUCUCGUUUGAGGAUGUGGCGAUGUACUUCACCAGAGAGGAGUGGGGCCACCUCGACUGGGGUCAGAAGGACCUCUACCGAGAUGUGAUGCUGGAGAACUACAGGAACAUGGUCUUGCUGGGAUUUCAGUUUCCCAAACCUGAGGUGAUCUGUCAGCUGGAGAACUGGGACGAGCAGUGGAUCCUGGAUCUACCGAGAGCUGGGAGUAGGAAGGCUUCCGGUAGUGCUUGCCCAGGUUCUGAAGCCAGACACAAGAUGAAAAAGCUAACUCCAAAACAGAAGUUUUCUGAAGAUUUAGAGUCAUAUAAGGUAUCAGUGGUAAUGCAGGAAUCGGCUGAGAAACUUUCAGAAAAGUUACAUAAGUGUAAAGAAUUUGUGGACAGUUGCAGGCUUACUUUCCCUACUAGUGGCGAUGAAUACAGCAGGGGCUUCCUUCAAAACCUUAACCUUAUUCAAGAUGAGAAUGUGCAAACCAGGUGGAAGCAGGGCAGAUAUGAUGAGGAUGACAAACCCCUCAAUCAAAGAUCUUUUCUUUUGGGGCACGAGCAAAUUCUCACAAGAGCAAAGUCUUACGAAUGCAGUGAAUGUGGAAAAGUCAUUAGGCGUAAGGCAUGGUUUGAUCAACAUCAAAGAAUUCAUUUCUUAGAGAAUCCCUUUGAAUGUAAGGUAUGUGGGCAAGCCUUCAGACAGCGGUCAGCUCUUACGGUCCACAAACAGUGUCACCUGCAAAACAAGCCAUACAGAUGUCAUGACUGUGGAAAGUGUUUUCGGCAGCUCGCGUAUCUUGUUGAACAUAAGAGGAUUCAUACCAAAGAAAAACCCUAUAAAUGUAGCGAAUGUGAAAAAACCUUUAGUCAGAAUUCAACCCUUAUUCGACAUCAGGUGAUCCACAGUGGAGAAAAACGCCAUAAAUGCCUUGAGUGUGGAAAAGCCUUUGGCCGGCAUUCAACCCUUCUAUGUCAUCAACAGAUACACAGCAAACCGAACACCCAUAAAUGCAGUGAAUGUGGACAGUCCUUUGGUCGGAAUGUGGAUCUCAUUCAGCAUCAAAGAAUCCAUACAAAGGAGGAAUUCUUUCAAUGUGGAGAAUGUGGGAAAACGUUUAGUUUUAAGAGGAAUCUUUUUCGACAUCAGGUCAUUCACACCGGAAGCCAACCCUACCAAUGUGUCAUAUGUGGAAAAUCUUUCAAGUGGCACACAAGCUUUAUUAAGCACCAGGGCACUCACAAAGGACAGAUAUCCACGUGAUAUUAACUGGAAGGCAGUCACUGAAGGACUAGAACUUAACCUCUACUUCAAGUGUGUAUCACAUGAUUGUUUUCAUGAAAAGCAAUAAAUGUAACAGAGGGUUUUUCUA
This is a messenger RNA of Piliocolobus tephrosceles (Ugandan red Colobus), 3145 nucleotides long. It is a transcript of the gene ZNF789, whose product is annotated as zinc finger protein 789. The transcript has 3 exons. Gene Ontology annotation, biological process: regulation of transcription by RNA polymerase II. The record is from RefSeq and is a predicted model, not a curated record. Bases 1810 to 3036 code for a protein of 408 amino acids. NCBI's taxonomy places the organism in Eukaryota, Metazoa, Chordata, Mammalia, Primates, Cercopithecidae. Gene Ontology annotation, molecular function: DNA-binding transcription factor activity, RNA polymerase II-specific; RNA polymerase II cis-regulatory region sequence-specific DNA binding. Gene Ontology annotation, cellular component: nucleus.